AUGGCCUAUGUUCGAGAUGGUAUUCCUUAUCGACUUAGACCUGAUCUUGGAGCUUCUUUACCUGAAUCUUGUGUCAUCGAAAUCUCCCGACCUAAAUGCAAGAAACUAAUUAUCUGGACAAUCUACAGAGCACCUGAUUCUAAUCUGGAAACGUUUAUUCAAGAUUUAAAUACAUCUUUGUCUUCUGUGCCCGUUAAGACUGAGCUUAUUUUGCUCGGGGAUUUCAACAUAAAUUUUGCAAGUUCUGAGAUGAAUAAUGAUAAAGCCAAGAAGCGCAAACUUCUCAUGGCCAAAAAUUCCGGA
This is a messenger RNA of Porites lobata, 303 nucleotides long. The record is from the annotation of a GenBank genome assembly. NCBI's taxonomy places the organism in Eukaryota, Metazoa, Cnidaria, Anthozoa, Scleractinia, Poritidae.